AUGGAAAAGGCAAUGCCUGCAGCCGCCUUCCCAGGCUCCAACUCCAGCACCAUGAACGUGUCCUUGGCUCACCUCCACUUUGCUGGCGGGUACCUGCCCUCCGACUCCAAGGACUGGAGGGCCCUGGUCCCGGCUCUGCUGGUGGCCGUCUGCCUGGCGGGCUUCGUGGGGAACCUGUGUGUGAUUGGCACCCUCCUUCACAGCGCCUGGAAGGGAAAGCCCUCCCUGAUCCACUCGCUGAUCCUCAAUCUCAGCCUGGCGGAUCUCUCAUUGCUGCUGUUCUCUGCGCCCGUCCGAGCUGCCGCGUACUCCAGGGCCGUCUGGGAUCUGGGCUGGUUUCUCUGCAAAUCCUCCGACUGGUUCGUCCACACGUGCAUGGCAGCCAAGAGCCUGACAAUCGUUGCAGUGGCCAAAGUAUGCUUCGUGUACGCCAGCGACCCAGCCAAGCAAGUCAGCGUCCACAGCUGCACCAUCUGGUCGGUGCUGGCGGCCAUCUGGGCGGCGGCCGGCCUGCUGCCCCUGCCAGAAUGCUUCUUCAGCACCAGCAGGGUUCUCGCAGGCGUGGAGAUGUGCCUCGUGGACGUGCCCGCGGAGACCGAAGUGUUUGCAUCAGUGUUUGGUAAGCUCUACCCUCUCCUGGUGUUUUGCCUUCCUUUACUCUCUGCCAGCUUUUAUUUCUGGAGAGCUUAUGGCCAAUGCCAAAAACGAGGCACUAAGACUAGGCAUCUUAGAAACCAGAUGCGCUCCAAGCAGCUCACGGUGAUGCUGCUCAGCACUGCCAUCGCCUCGGCUGUUCUGUGGCUCCCCGAGUGGGUAGCGUGGCUGUGGAUGUGGCACCUGAAGGCUGGCGGCCCGGCCCCGCCGCAGGGCUUUAUAGCCCUGUCUCAAGUCCUCAUGUUUUCCACCUCUUCCGCAAAUCCUCUCAUUUUUCUCAUGAUGUCAGGGGAGUUCAAGGCAUGCCUGAAGGGCUUAUGGAAAUGGGUGAGAGCCAAAAAGCACCCAGCUGCCUCGGCGUCUCAGGAACCACCAGCCGGUCACUCGGAGGUCCUUCCCGACAAUGUUCCCUCGCCAGAGUCCCCAACAUCCAUCCCUGAGCAAGAGAAAACUGGCUCUCCCUCCUCCAGAAAAGAGAAAACGGAGAAGGCAGAGGCUCCCACCCUCCCCGACGUGGAGCAGUUUUGGCACGAGAGGGACACAAACCCUUGUGUACAAGACAAUGACCCUAUCCCCUGGGAACAUGAAGACCGAGAGACAGGAGAGUGA
Molecule: messenger RNA, 1263 nt
Organism: Miniopterus natalensis
Lineage: Eukaryota; Metazoa; Chordata; Mammalia; Chiroptera; Miniopteridae
Gene: GPR151
Product: G protein-coupled receptor 151
Biological process (GO): G protein-coupled receptor signaling pathway
Cellular component (GO): plasma membrane
Molecular function (GO): G protein-coupled receptor activity
Source: RefSeq, a predicted model, not a curated record